Messenger RNA from Scophthalmus maximus (turbot), 2304 nucleotides. RefSeq names its product dickkopf-related protein 1-like. NCBI's taxonomy places the organism in Eukaryota, Metazoa, Chordata, Actinopteri, Pleuronectiformes, Scophthalmidae. Bases 264 to 941 code for a protein of 225 amino acids. The record is from RefSeq and is a predicted model, not a curated record. The transcript is spliced from 4 exons.
CCCGGCGCAGGAAGGAAGCAGCGGCGUCUGUCUCCUCCGACUGAUGCGGUCGAGCUUCAAACGCACCUUGAAAACUUCAGAGGGAGAAGGAUCAGAGGGAGGCAGAGCUAUAAAGACCGAGCGCACCUGAAGGCAGCAGCAGCGGGGAGCAGCUGGUCACUUGUUCUUAUUAUUCAUCUUCAUAUUUAGUCACGUGGUGAAAACUCUGGAGAACAGCCUGUCUGAUACAGAACUGACCGACUGACCGACUGACCGACCAGAGGAUGUGGGCGUGGCGCAGUGUGCUGUGUGUGUCCGUGGUCUGUGGUCUGGCUCUGGACUCGAACAACAUCAGAUCGUCCAAAGAGGCGGCGGACCGGAGCGCGGAGCCGGAACGUUCCCAUGGCGACCAGGUGGAGGGGACAGCACGACGCCGGACGGAGACAAACUCCAACUCCAAUCGACGGUCGACGGCUGCGUGUUCCACACCCGACUGCAACGCACCUGUGGUCAGUGAACGUCACACGCAUGUGACAGGAGGCUGCAGCAACAGAGCUCAGAGGAGGCUGUCCUCUCAGGACAGACAGGUGGACAGACAGGUGGACAGAGAGAGAGACACCGACAGCUUCAACAGAACCAAAGCCCCUGAGAUGUCGAGCUGCGUCCGGUCCGGCGACUGCGCAGACGGUCUGUGCUGCGUCCGCUACCUGACGGGCCGCCGCUGUCAGCGGAUCCCGACACAGGGCGACGCCUGUCUGCUGCUGCGAGGAUCGGGCAAGGUGAGGGGGAGGAAGCUGGGACGCUGCCCCUGCGACACGGGUCUGUCCUGCACCGCCACCGGCGACCGGGCGGAGUCGGGCAAGAACAAGAGCCAAGGGGUGUGUCAGCCCCGCCCGCCGCAGGGCCAGAGGAAAACAAGGCAUUCUGGGAAGAAGAGGAGGACGGUGGAGAGGAGCUGCUGAUUAGUCUACGGCUGUUGUUCAAGUUCAGUUUGUAGAAGAAGAAAAAACACGUUCUCUGCUCGGAAAGGUCCAGGUGGGUCGACUCAGGACGAACUGGUUCCUCCACACAGAGGGGCCCCUCAUGGAGGGGGGGGGGCCUUCAGAGGGGUCCCUCAGAGGGGCCCCUCAGAGAGCCCCUCUCAUCGGCCACUGAGGAAAAAACCAAGAGAUUUUCUCCAAAAGGAAAGUUAGUAUCAUUUAUUAAACUAGAUGAGAAUAGACACCGGGUCCAGUUCUGAUGUUCUGACGCUCAGAGGUCGACUGUAGUGAUGGUCAUGUUUCAGGAACAAUAAACAUUUCCUGGUUCUGAAGUUUCAGAUUUUAAACUUCUCUGGACUUUGAGAUGAUUUAUUAAUACACAAGAGCUGAGGUUCAGGUGAACAGCGCCCUCUGCUGGAGACAAACUUCUGGUUCUGACGAGUUUCAGUUUCCGUUGGUAGUUUUGUUCUUACAAUAGAUUUUGUAGUUUUUAAUCCAGGUCUGGGUGCGUUUCAUUCGCUCACCUCUCCUUUGUUCAUGUCAGUGUUUGAAGGGUCAAAUGUUCUUUUGAUCCAGCUUCUAGUCUCAUGUUUAGAUGUUGGUUUUGAUUCUGUAUCUGAUGUGAAGUGAUCAGACACGUCAGACAUCCGGAGUCUGAAGGUGAAGCUUCUGUAUUCAGUGUCACUGGAGUGAAUCAGCAACUGUUUGUUUUGAGGAAAAAUCAUCUGUGUAUUGUAUCAAACUGUAGAUUAUCAAGUUUCUUAAGAUUAAACCUAAAAAGAAAAAUCUGAAAAUUAAAAAUCAACUGUUGGAAAUGUCUUUCCAGUUCAAAUCGUUUCAUCAUUAACUGAACUCAUGUUGACGUCAAAAUCUGAUUUUCCAAAGGGCGAGAGUAUUUGUUCUGGAAAGUCCUACAAAAUAAAAAGCACACGUUUCAAAUGUCAAGGCAUAUUUUGUUUUAUUUUCUUCGUCAUUUUGUAUUUAACAAAAAAAGAAAGAAAAGAAAAACGGUGAGACUUUGUGGGAAGAAGGAAAAAAAAAAAUCAGCAAAUGCAAAAGAAACUUUCAAAGGCAAAGUCACAAAUGCAGCAACAUGAUUUCAUCACAGAACGGGGGGUCGUUGUAUCUCCAUCAAUAGGAAUGUUGAAUGGCGAGGGGGAGGGGCUGGAGCCUAAAGGGGCGUGGCUACAGGGGGAGUAGAAGGGGUUUAGUGCUGAACUCAGAGCUGCCCACAGUCGGCGAUGACUAUCUUUUUGGAGGUUUUGCCGCCGCUGGAUCCGUACGACUCCAUCUUCUCCACCACUUUCAUCCCGUCCACCACGGUGCCGAACACGACGUGCUUCCC